Messenger RNA from Carassius gibelio (silver crucian carp), 1318 nucleotides. Its product is annotated as CMRF35-like molecule 1. The transcript has 6 exons. Lineage: Eukaryota; Metazoa; Chordata; Actinopteri; Cypriniformes; Cyprinidae. The coding region runs from base 47 to 1036 and encodes 329 amino acids. The record is from RefSeq and is a predicted model, not a curated record.
GAAAGACUAACAUUAGUCACAGAAUUUAGUCUCAUAUUUCAGUAAAAUGUUCAGCAUGUGUGUCGUUCUGCUCGUCUUUUCCAACAUCUCUACAGCUGUUGUUGUUGCUCAUACUCCAAUUUUUGGACACAGAGGAGAACGGCUUGACAUCAGAUGCAGCUACGAAUCUGGAUACGAAUCAAAUUCAAAGUAUUUUUGUAAAGGAGAGUGUAUCUUUGGAUUUAAAGACAUCAUUGUUAAAUCAGGAUCUCCAGCUGAAGACGAGAGAUUCUCUCUGACUGAUGACACGACGGCCAGAGUUUUCACCGUCAGCAUCACUGACCUGAGAACAGAGGAUGAGGGACGAUACUGGUGUGGAGUGGAGAGGACUUUAGCUGAUGUCUAUUCAGAGAUUAUGUUGCAGGUUAAAGAGGAUAAGGAGACUGCAGAGGUUUCAACUAUCAGCUCUUUUUCAAACACAGCGUCAUAUUUCAGCACAACAGAGAUAUAUUCACGAUCCAGCAGCAUCACAAUCACAGACAGAAAAGAAACAAUCACAGAUCAGCACACAUCAGCAGGUCUGUCUUCUGUUGCUGGCGGUCUGGGUUCGGUUCUGCUGAUUCUGGUUCUGUGUUCUGCAAUGUUCCUCAUCCUCAAAAAGAGAAAGAGGAAAUCUAGGACAGCUUUAUUUCAGCAAAAUGUACAGCACAACACAGAGAGUGUCCACAUGUAUGAGAUUGUAAACAGUGACCCUGGACCAUCUGAUGUCAUCACUGCAGCAUCUUCAACCAAUCAGACGCCUGCAUCACACCUCAACACCCGCCCACAUGACUCUGCUGUUUAUGCCACAGUAACCAAUCAGCAGCCUGAUUCAAACCCCAGUCACAUCCACUCGACCAAUCAGGUGACGGAUACAGACUGUGAUUAUUAUGCUAAUAUGAAGCCGCCUGAUCCAACACCAGACAACAGAACAGAUCUGAUCUACUCAACAGUGACACGUUCACAAAACAUCAAGACCAACGACGGCCCGAUAUACUCACUGAUCAAACAUAAAUAAUAAAAAAAGAAUUCCAAAGCUUCUUCAUCAACAUCUGCACUGAUGCUCAAAGUGAAAAAAAAAAAAAAUGGUGCAUGCUACAUAUUUUUUAUGAAUCAAUAUGUUGAUAGAUGUUUCUGUGUUUUUAUCAGUAUUUUCAAAAUGGUGUAGUUUAACUAACAAGAAAAGUGAACUUAAGAUUAUUUUUUAAAUGUUCUAGCCACUGUUCUCAGGUGUAUUGUUCAGGUCUGUAUUAAGCUCUGUUCACUUGUGCUCAGAUCAAUAAAAACAUCUUAACAGCGA